AUGGGCGGCCCACUCAAAGCAACCAACACGGAUUCGAAGCUGAACUCCUUCAAGCGCUCCUGGGACGACGCCAAUCACGAUUCAAAAGAAGAAAAGCCAGCGCCUCAAAAGAAUGCUACGGACGGCGCUGCUCGUCGACGUGCUGCUAUAAUGGCAGCACUCUCCAAUGCAUCCACUGGUUCAGCGUUAUCCGCGCCGACUCAAGAACACGCUCCAAAGAAGCUCAAGCCGAUUCAAGAAAAGAGAUCUUUUGUACUCAACGAUUCUGAUCUGGAUGGUAGGGACGCUAGGGAUGCAAAGGUUUCGAAGGAGUCUAAGGACAGCAAUGAUCCCAAAUCAUUCAAUCAACCCCCUCCAGACGUGGCUAAAGUUAACAACCCAACUUCAUCUGCGACUCCCGCACCCCUCGUACAGCGCAAACUUAGACUCUCCAAUGAACAGCAGAAAGUCUUGCAGAUGGUCGUCGAUGAAUCUAAAAAUGUCUUCUUCACCGGUUCCGCAGGUACUGGUAAAUCCGUCCUUCUCAGAGAAAUUAUAACCAGUCUGCGCAAGAAAUUCAAAAAGGGCCCCGAAAGCGUUGCUGUUACUGCUUCCACUGGUAUUGCGGCGUGUAACAUCGGUGGUACAACUCUGCAUUCCUUCACAGGAUGUGGUUUGUGUAAUGAGAACGUCAACGCUCUCACGCAGAAAGUCAAACGUAACCCAAAAGCAUUGAAACGGUGGACUAGAGUUAAGGUACUCAUCAUUGAUGAAGUAUCCAUGGUUGAUGGUGAACUAUUCGACAAGCUUGAAGGGUUAGCAAGGAACAUCCGUAAACGUCCUGAACCUUUCGGAAAUAUUCAGAUUGUCGUUUGUGGUGAUUUCUUUCAACUUCCACCCGUUAGUAAAGGUUCAGCACCAAAUUUCUGCUUUGACGCUGAAUCCUGGACGCGUGUCAUUGCACAUACAAUCAACCUCCGCCAAGUGUUCCGUCAGAGAGAUGAGACGUUCAUCAAUAUGCUUAACGAGAUGCGUUUCGGGAAGCUUUCAGACAACUCGAUUAGAAUAUUCAAGAGUCUUUCAAGACCACUGGUAUUUGCUGAUCAAAUUCAGCCGACUGAGCUCUACCCGCUGCGUCAGCAAGUCGAUCAAUCGAACAAUGGCAGAAUGAAUCAACUUGAAGGUGAAACAAAAACAUUCAGUGCAUUAGACUCGGGCGAGCUGCCUGUCGAUCAGCGUGACAAGGUCUUGUCCAACUUCAUGGCACCGAAACAGCUGCAUAUCAAACUCGGUUGUCAAGUAAUGCUAAUUAAGAACAUUGACGAAACGUUAGUGAAUGGCUCACUAGGAAGGGUCAUAGAUUUUAUUGAUGCUGUAAGAUACACGCGUGGUGAAGCAAGUAAAAGAUUAGAGGAGGAUGAAGAGUACGAUGAUAGCGUGCAUAAAGCUCGUUCAGCUGCUUUGGGCGCAAGGAAAGGGGAUCCCCAAGUCAGUGGACAGCCAACAAAAAAAGAUCAAGGAACUGCUUACCCUCUUGUACACUUCUUGCUCCCAAAUGGCGGAUACAGAGAAUUGCUGUGUGUUCCAGAUGUAUGGAGAACAGAGGGCGUUAAUGGAAAGAUUGAAGCAAGUAGAAAUCAAGUUCCGCUCAUCUUGGCUUGGUCAAUGUCGAUACACAAAUCACAAGGUCAGACGCUCGAGAGAGUCAAAGUCGAUUUGUCAUCUAUUUUCGAAAGAGGUCAAUGUUACGUCGCUAUCUCUCGUGCUACCUCGUUGGAUGGACUACAGAUACUAGGUUUCAAGCCUGACAAGGUUAUGGCUCAUAGACGAGUUAUAGAAUGGCACAAGACACUUGAGAAUGUCUAA
This is a messenger RNA of Wallemia ichthyophaga EXF-994, 1845 nucleotides long. RefSeq lists its product as uncharacterized. Gene Ontology annotation, biological process: DNA repair; telomere maintenance. The transcript has 3 exons. Lineage: Eukaryota; Fungi; Basidiomycota; Wallemiomycetes; Wallemiales; Wallemiaceae. Gene Ontology annotation, molecular function: DNA helicase activity; ATP hydrolysis activity. The coding region runs from base 1 to 1845 and encodes 614 amino acids. The record is from RefSeq and is a predicted model, not a curated record.